Trachymyrmex cornetzi is the source of this 4293-nucleotide messenger RNA. Its product is annotated as fibrillin-1. The coding region runs from base 59 to 4246 and encodes 1395 amino acids. NCBI's taxonomy places the organism in Eukaryota, Metazoa, Arthropoda, Insecta, Hymenoptera, Formicidae. The transcript has 12 exons. The record is from RefSeq and is a predicted model, not a curated record.
AUGCCCACUCUCUGACCGAAAAUAAGUUCAGUAGUAAAUUCGCGAUCGUUCAUGCAACAUGCAAAGAUUACCAAUUUGCUUGAUUGUCUUUACGUGCCUUGGUGUUGGCACCUGGGCAAUUGAGGGUGUCAAAGGUGGACAUCGGCCGCGUUAUCCUACAAGCGGGAGUUACAGUAGCACCAACUCUUCGCAACAUGGCCUUUGCCAUAAAAGAGUGCCAUACAGCCAUGUUUUAGCUUUAAACGCCAGUGGAUCGCUUUACAAUACUAUCCCUCAAUCACCUGAAGGUGGCCAUCCUCCUGACGGUUGGAUCACUAUCUUGGACUGUUGUGACGGCUACGUGCGCAAUGUGACGAGCGGCCUAUGCGAACCGCAAUGCGAACGCGGUUGUUUUGGCGGCCGCUGCACAGCCCCGAACGUCUGCAGCUGCCCGUCGGGAUGGCGUUCCGAGGAUGGCGUUUGCAUGCCCGUUUGCUCCUACCGAUGCCAGGAGAAUGCUUAUUGCUUCUCGCCCGAGGUGUGCGUAUGCAAACUGGGCUACGACGAGAUCGACGGUCAAUGCAAACCGAUCUGUCCUAACGGAUGCAAGCAAGGCGAAUGCGUGGCGCCGCGCGUCUGCAGUUGCAGACAAGGAUACGUUCUGAAUGAACGCAAGGAGUGUGUGGCUGCGUGCGAAGGCGGUUGCGUGCAUGGCGUAUGCAGCGCACCAGGCGUAUGCACCUGCGAUGAAGGAUACACCAACUUGUUCGGCGAUACCGAGUCCUGCACUCCCCAUUGCCCGACCGGUUGUCCUAACGGCGAAUGCGUCGCACCAAACCUUUGCUUAUGCAGGGUCGGUUUCACGCGCAAUCAAGCCGGCGCUUGCAUACCUGUCUGCCCGGGUGGUUGUGAGGGAGGCGAGUGCAUUGCACCCAACUUUUGCAGCUGCAGACCUGGAUACACGCAGGACCGUCACAGUGGCAAAUGCGUCUCGAGUACUACAGGUUCAGCGCAGUGCGGAUACGGAUACACCGUCGAUCCUGAUACCCGUAGAUGCAUCCCCGUAACGACAACCCCAACAUCACAGCCCAUUGGCGAUUGCAGGUACGGCUGCGGUCCGCAUAGCACGUGCGUGGGAUAUCGGUGCACCUGCGAACCUGGAUUCACUGUCGACCCCGAUACUGGCAGAUGCAUCUCCGCAACGACAUCCACGACUAAUUCGACGCAAUGCCGAUACGGUUGCGGGCCAAACGGCCGAUGUGUUGGUUCAAACUUGUGCGUCUGCGAUCCGGGAUUCCGCGUUGAUCCCGAUACCGGAAGAUGCAUUCCACACGUGAGCACGAGCGCGGACAUGUGCCAAUACCCGUGCCUAAACGGUCGAUGCACUGGACCGGAUCAAUGCACCUGCAACCAUGGAUACACGCAUGACGAAUACGAUAGUACGCGUUCAAGAUGCGUGCCGAUGUGCGCGGGUGGAUGUCCGAACGGUGUAUGCACCCUGCCAAACUUUUGCAUAUGCAAUCCCGGAUACCGAAAGGAAGGUGUCAAGGGUCGGCAGAGAUGUAUCCCAGAGUAUUCGGCAAUUAUGAAACUUUUGUACGUCGUAUUUAUUCUUGCUUUUCUACAAGACGAAUUGGUUACUAAAGUAGAAUCGCGUACUGUAACGUUAUCAAGUGAUUAUUCUACGGGAAAUUGUAGUAAAAUCAUUAGUUUUAUGGAAACAUCUGAAGUUCCAUAUUUGGAAACGUAUAAGGAAAAAACGUGGGGUAUUUUUUAUAAAACCCGCGUUCGAUGGAAUUAUAAAAUUGAGUCUCGAAGAUCAUGGCGCAUAGAAUACGACUGUUGUGACGGAUUUGAACGUAAAUUCUUUUGGGACGCUUCGAGUUCAAAAAUGCAUGCAAAAUGUGAACCAUUUUGUCGGCCUUCUUGCGGAAAUGGUACAUGCACGAAGCCAAACUUGUGCCUCUGCAAUUAUGGAUACAUUUUUACAUACUCUGAAACUCCAAAGUCUGACGUUGGCUGUGUUCCUGUAUGUACUCCCCCUUGUGUACAUGGCAAAUGUGUCUUACCCGACACUUGCAUGUGCGAUUCUGGAUACAAAUCGACAAACGAUUAUUACAUCUGCGAACCCAUUUGCAAUGUACCCUGUCCUACAGGAUCAUAUUGCUAUAAACCCGACCAAUGUUUCUGUCUGGACGGAUAUAAAAACAUUUCCAGUGGCGUCAAAUUAACUAAUAUGUGCGAGCCUAUUUGUGAAAGAGAGUGUGUUCACGGGAAGUGCACAGCCCCCAAUAUCUGCACUUGCGAUGACGGUUACGAGCCUGAUACACACGACUUAUUUGCCUGCAAACCCACGUGCAAGUAUGGUUGUCUGUAUGGCGAGUGCACCGCUCCUAAUGUAUGUACCUGUAUUGAGGGUUAUUCAUUAAACAUCUAUAUAUCGAGCGUUUGCGAACCAAUCUGCAGUGAAGCUUGCGUUAUGGGCACUUGCGUGGCUCCUGAAAGUUGUAGCUGCCUCACGGGCUACGGACUGCUUGAGAAUUCAAAGUAUAUCUGCGAACCAGUCUGCGAAAAGGCUUGCCUCAAUGGACGAUGCACUGCGCCUGGCAUAUGCAUGUGCAACGAAGGAUUCCAAUUAAGUGGAGACGAGACAGAAAAGCACAUUUGUAAGCCUUAUUGCGAAACAUCUUGCGAACCGUUCGGCGUCUGCACUGCGCCGGAUGUUUGCUCCUGUUUUGAAGGAUAUCGCCUGGCUAAUAAGACGCAAAUUGAGAAAAUCAAUUGGCUACAUUUUGUGAGCAGCUCGGUUUGCGAGCCGAUCUGCGAGAUGGAAUGCAUAAAUGGAUUCUGCAGCGCUCCGUGGACGUGUAGUUGCAACAUCGGCUAUCAUCCAACAUCGGCGAUCCCUAUGUCAAGUUCUUAUGUCUGCCAACCUACAUGUAGCCAGAAAUGCUUCAACGGCUUCUGUACCGCACCUGAGACCUGCAUGUGCGAUUCGGGUUAUCGUCGUUCCAAUUCUUGGAACGAAUGCGAGCCGAUCUGUGAGACUGAUUGCAUCAAUGGAUAUUGCACUGCGCCAAACGAAUGCACCUGCAAUUCCGGCUACCAACCUACCGAAGGAAAUCGUACGAGCCUUUGCGAACCUAUUUGCAAUCCAAGUUGUAAGAACGGUAUCUGCGUACAACCCGACGUAUGCAGUUGCAAUCCGGGCUAUCAUCUGUCGAUGAAUUCUAAGACAGUGUGCGACCCUAUCUGUCACCCGGCUUGCGGAACAAAUGGAAUUUGCGAAGCACCCGAUCUCUGCUUUUGCAAGGACGGUUAUCGCAUGGUUUAUUACGACAGAAAAAACGUUCCAUUCAGAUGUGAGCCGAUUUGUAGCGUUGUAUGUGGCAAUGGCACAUGUACGGCGCCGGAUCUCUGCAUGUGUUUCGAUGGCUAUCGAAACGCAGAAAUUGGCGGAUGCGAGCCCGUCUGCUCGACUUGUAACAACGGCACGUGCGUUGCGCCCGAAAUUUGCGAAUGCAACGACGGAUUUGUUCCUGCGGAUCCGAAUCUCGAAUUUGAAGUAAAAGACUCUCAAUAUUCGAUUGUCUCCGAAAAUAGAACGAAAAACGGAAGCAGGUGCCUGCCGUAUUGCGAGAAUUGCGAUAAUGGCGAGUGCGAGGCACCAGGAGAGUGUCGAUGUUAUGCUGAUUUCAUAAAGAUCGAAAGUACCUGCGUACACGCGUGUCAAGGUGGUUGCGGUACUCACGGCGAGUGCGUCAAGGAACGCAGGACUUGCGAAUGUGAUUACGGAUGGGCUGGAUUACACUGCGAUCGCCCAACAUUGUGUGUCUUGAUCUUGAAGGAUGGAGAUAAUCGAACUGAGCAAUUGAGAAUUAUAAAAGAAAAAAAUGCUACCAUUGAGCAUAUAUUUAAAAAUAACCCAGCUUGUUCCGAAUGCAUUGGUAAAGUAAACAAUGAAACUUUGUGUUUUAAGAUGUUUGGCAAUGAUACAGAAGAUGAGGCGGAAAUUGGUUGCUUAAUGAAUGAAGAAUGUCUCGCAUUGAGCAAUAUAAAUCAAUACAAGAAUCAAGGAGAAAUGAUCAAACUAAUAAGUGGAAUUAUAGGUGGAAUAUUACUUCUAACAGCAAUAACCAUAUAUGUGAUAUUACGAAAACGCCGAAAUAGACAGUUGGAGCUAGGUGAUAUUCAGAAUGUUCAGAUAAUUUUCAAGCACAGUACGUCAACACAAGGACUAAUGGAAUCAAAUACCGAUAACUCCUAAUAUGAAAAAUAUUUUCAAAAUCUUAAUAUAUAAGCUUCUUAUACUAA